CGUGUCCAGAUAUCCCUGGUCGUCUUCUGCCUGGGCCUGGCCGUCAUCAGCGAUUUCGGACUCAUCCACCUCAAGCAUGUCGAGGACGUGCCCAAAUCGUUUCAGUGUCUGUCUGUUGUCCUCGGAGUCGACUACCUCUUGGUCAUCCUGCCGACCUGCCUUAUGCCCAGGAUCUGCUUGACCUAUUUCUUCGGUGCGUUCAGGCUCUACCUCAGAUGCAUCCGUAGCAACAUCGAGGCCUGCAUGCAGUCCACCCUCGUUCCUCCAGACCGCAAAAAAGAGAUGCUAGAAGAGUACCGGGCUCUGCUGAACACGCUGAAGACCUGUGUCAACGAAACUGGCGUCACCCUGGGCACUGGACUGAUGUACACGUACAGCUACGCGGCCUGUCUUUUCUGCGGCUCCAUCUUUUACAUUUUUGUACCCAACACGUCGAACAACAUCCGGCUCUUCUUCCUGGGAAGCGGAUUCAUGCACUUCAUCAGUCUCCUGGUACCCACGGCGGUCGUGCACAAAUUCGCCGAAGAUGUGUCAGACCUCCGGAAUACCGUCCAGUCCUAUUCUUUCGCAGCGCUGCCUAAAGAUGUGUUCGAUCAGAUAUCAAUGAUGGUCUUCGCCCUCGAGAAGGAAAACUUCAGAUUCUGCGUAAACGGAUUCUUCAACGUCCAUCUUCCGGCGUAUGCGAGCAUCAUUGGAGCCGCCUUGACGUACACCAUUGUGCUGGUGCAAACGCACAACCUUCAUUUGGAAGACCCGACGACGCUUCUGUAGUUUCGUCGUUAGUGAGCCGAUCUCACCGGCCAGUUCCUUAUUUAUUCGCAACUCUCAGCGAUGGUGGUUCCGCAAUCGCGCGCUGUCUAGCUCCUGGAUGAUCGGCUUCGCAAUAAAGAUGGUUGCCUACACCUUCCUGGAGUGAAAAAAAU
Ixodes scapularis (black-legged tick) is the source of this 923-nucleotide messenger RNA. RefSeq lists its product as uncharacterized. Gene Ontology annotation, cellular component: membrane. The record is from RefSeq and is a predicted model, not a curated record. Bases 163 to 771 code for a protein of 202 amino acids. Lineage: Eukaryota; Metazoa; Arthropoda; Arachnida; Ixodida; Ixodidae. Gene Ontology annotation, biological process: sensory perception of taste. The transcript is spliced from 5 exons.